Messenger RNA from Balaenoptera acutorostrata (minke whale), 1972 nucleotides. Its product is annotated as C-X-C chemokine receptor type 2. Gene Ontology annotation, molecular function: C-X-C chemokine receptor activity. The transcript is spliced from 2 exons. Gene Ontology annotation, biological process: G protein-coupled receptor signaling pathway; neutrophil chemotaxis; immune response. Gene Ontology annotation, cellular component: membrane. Lineage: Eukaryota; Metazoa; Chordata; Mammalia; Artiodactyla; Balaenopteridae. The record is from RefSeq and is a predicted model, not a curated record. The coding region runs from base 26 to 1132 and encodes 368 amino acids.
UCCAGGCUCUUACAGUGGGACACACAUGGCCAGUGACUCAGAUCAAACCAUGACUAUCAUCCUGAAUGAUUUAUUUAAUUACACUGAUUUGUGGCAGUUGUUUGAGGAUGAGUUUGCAAAUUUCACCGGCACGCCACCCACAGAAGAACAUUAUUAUAGUCCCUGUAAGAUGGACACUGAAACACUCAACAAGUAUGCUGUGGUCAUCAUCUAUGCCCUGGUCUUCCUGCUGAGCCUCCUGGGAAACUCCCUGGUGAUGCUGGUCAUCUUAUACAGCCGGGUGGGCCGCUCUGUCACCGAUGUCUACCUGCUGAACCUGGCCAUGGCUGACCUGCUCUUCGCCCUGACCUUGCCUAUCUGGGCCACCUCCAAGGCAAAGGGCUGGAUCUUUGGCACACCCCUGUGCAAGGUGGUCUCACUCCUGAAGGAAGUCAACUUCUACAGUGGUAUUCUACUGCUGGCCUGCAUCAGCGUGGACCGCUACCUGGCCAUUGUCCAUGCCACACGCACGCUGACCCAGAAGCGGCACUGGGUCAAGUUCAUAUGUUUAGGCAUCUGGGUCCUGUCCUUGAUCCUGGCCCUACCCAUCUUCGUCUUCCGUGAGGCUUAUCAACCACCCUAUUCCAGCCCAGCCUGCUACGAGGACAUGGGUGCCAAUACGACAAAAUGGCGGAUGGUGAUGCGGGUCCUGCCCCAGACCUUUGGCUUCCUCCUGCCCCUGCUGGUCAUGCUGAUCUGCUACGGACUCACCCUGCGCACGCUCUUUGCAGCCCACAUGGGGCAGAAGCACCGGGCCAUGCGGGUCAUCUUUGCUGUCGUGCUCGUCUUCCUGCUCUGCUGGCUGCCCUACAACCUGGUCCUGGUUGCAGACACCCUCAUGAGGGUCCGGGUGAUCGCAGAGACCUGUGAGCGCCGCAAUGACAUUGGCCGGGCCCUGGAUGCCACCGAGAUCCUGGGCUUCCUCCACAGCUGCCUCAAUCCUCUCAUCUACGUCUUCAUUGGCCAGAAGUUUCGCCACGGACUCCUCAGAAUCAUGGCCAUCCAUGGCCUGGUCAGCAAGGAGUUCUUGGUCAAGGACGGCAGGCCUUCCUUUGUUGGCUCUUCUUCAGGGAACACUUCUACUACCCUCUGAGACCGCGCGCAGGGCUCCCCCCUUCCCUUCAGCAUCCGCCCCAAGCCGCAUGUCCUCUGGCUGCUCACAGCCUUGUGUCAGGGCAGCCCCCCACUGUGGUUACAGGAAGUGGCUGAGGCCACAUCCUUACUAGGCCCCCAGCUAUGGAUUCGAAAGCCCUGGCCCCCACCUCUUACCGUAAUUACCAUGUCAACUGCUAGAGCUCGGCCCAUCCCACCACUGAGACCACAGCACUCUGUCUUCUGGCAGACAUUCUUUGAAGAUAUUCUUUUAAGUGAUUACAAAAAUUUCCCACCAUUGGGAGGCAUUAGUGUCAAACACCAUUGGUUGCUUCCCCAACUCUCCCUUUCCUUGCCUGCUAACGAAGUCCACCUCCCUUGAGAGAGGCUGAAAAUGACAGAUACUCACUUUCUAAGACUCCCUUAAACUAGGAGUGGCCAUAUCAUUUGGUUCUGAUUAGUAAGACUCAAAGGCAAUAGUGUGCUGGUAAACCACUUUCCUGGGAGAAAGUCUUAAUGUUCUGUGGUGUAAAUAAAUGCUCUUACCAUGGCCGGUUUCAAGGGUGGUGGUGUUUAGCAACAAGCUCACAAAAUCUAGAUAAUGUAAUAAUGUGCUUUCACAAACUGGCUUCAGUGCACUGUUGCUUAAGAGGAAGUCUACUGGGACCAGGGGACUCCUGGGAUAUAUUCCUGAUUUAAAAGACACACACACACAUACAUAUCCUUGGUUCCUGCCUUUGAAUACGGUUAUAGGAUAUGAUGUGUAGAGCUGAGCCAGUCACUUUGUGACAAUGAGGCAAAAAGUCUGCCCAACACACUUAGGCUGGUGGAGCCAAAGGAU